CCUCUCGGCGGAUUAGACUUCUGUGGCCGAAAUGCGCGCGAAAAUGGUCGGACACAGUGAUUACUGAUUCCCUCCGCCGCCGCAUUCCGCCCGCUCCGAUGGGCUUCGACGUCUCUUUCUCUUUCUCUUUCUCGUUCUCGCCGUUCCAGCCUACGUCUCCUCAUCUCCGCCGUUCCGGGAAGCCAUUGCUGUUUCUGCACACAUUGGGAAGGAGUCCCUCCGCCUUCCGCUGCUCCAACAACGAGCUUCCUGCAGCUGGUUCAUCGCCUGCUCUGUCCUCCUACGCCAGCCGGUGGAUCAAUCCUCUCCGGCGACGACCGUCACCGGAAAUUGUCCGCCACUGGAUAGAAGCCGAUCCGCAGCUCGCCUCUGAAGAUAGAUUUACACUUGCGUCCUACAACAUCUUGGGAGACAGAAAUGCUUCAAAGCACUGGGACCUCUACGCUGAUGUUCCUCCUUCCUAUAUGAAAUGGGAAAGGCGUAGGAGGGUCAUCUGUGAAGAGCUGAUGGGAUGGGGUCCCGAUAUAAUAUGUUUGCAAGAGGUGGAUAGGUACAUUGAUCUCUCUGAGAGCAUGCAGAGAGGAGGAUAUGUUGGUUCUUAUAAGAGGCGCACUGGAGAUUCAGUUGAUGGGUGUGCUAUCUUUUGGAGGGACAAGAAGCUUCGUCUACUUGAAGCCGAGAGUAUUGAGUUUAAAGCCCUUGGCCUUCGAGAUAAUGUGGCUCAACUUUCUGUCUUUGAGAUGUGCGAAGCUGAGUCGAGAAGACUGCUUGUUGGCAAUAUCCAUGUUCUCUACAACCCCAGCAGAGGGGAAGUCAAGUUAGGGCAGAUCCGUUUCCUCUCUUCGAGAGCACAUAGUCUCGCCAAGAAAUGGGGCAAUAUUCCAAUUCUGCUUUCCGGCGAUUUCAACACUACUCCACAGAGUGCCAUUUACGAGUUCUUGUCAAAAUCUCAGUUAGAUAUCUUGUUGCAUGAUAGGAGGGAGCUAUCUGGUCAAAGAAGUUGCCAUCCUUCUCAAGUUUUUGGUCAAAGUGGAAACUCAACUAGUCCAUUCAUCAUAAUGGACAGAUUGUUCAACUCUGGAUGGAGCGAGGAAGAGGUCAGAACUGCCGGUGCUGAUGCUGGUGUAGUUGCUCACCCCUUGAAGCUUAACAGCGCAUAUUCCAAAGUCAAUGGUUCUGGAACAACAAGGUACUUGAAUGGUGAACCUCUUGCAACUUCAUACCACUCAAAGUUUUUUGGGACUGUUGAUUACAUAUGGUAUUCAGAUGGGCUCGUACCAACGAGAGUUUUAGAUACUCCCCCAAUAAAUAUCCUACGCAGGACAGGUGGUCUUCCAUGUGAGAACGUGGGUAGCGAUCACUUGGCACUUGUAUCGGAGUUCGCCUUCACAGAUCUGUCAGAAUCUUGGGGGAUGGGCACUUCAAACUUAGUAUGUCGGUGUGAGGAUUCUUUUCCAACAAUCUGGUGAGUUACUAUCGGUAGUCUCGAGGUGAUGCAAAGGCAACCGUAACGAGACACCAGUUUCUCAGGUCCCAAUACGUGUAGAUGAGGCAGUUCUCCAUUCAAAUCUUUGGUGCACAUCACCCCAAUCACCGUCUAUGUUUUACUUCUGGCUGGUGAACGGAGAAGAAAUGCUAUUUGUUCGGUUUUUUGUUGCAAGUUUUGGUUUCCAUCCUUUAAGAAUGCUUCCGUUCCUUUCCGGUUGGAAUUUGGUAUAGUCGGUGUAAUAAUAUGUCGUGUUAUGAAUAUCAAUUACCCGUUGUCAAUGACAAACCAACAGUAUUGAUCUUCGCUGCACAUUCACAGCAGCAUCAUAUUUUCAA
Punica granatum (pomegranate) is the source of this 1824-nucleotide messenger RNA. NCBI's taxonomy places the organism in Eukaryota, Viridiplantae, Streptophyta, Magnoliopsida, Myrtales, Lythraceae. The record is from RefSeq and is a predicted model, not a curated record.